AUGGUCGAAAGAGAAUCGCGCGAUGAGGAAAUAGGCUUGAGAAAAACUCGCCUUGAUGGAGCACCAAAGCAUGAUUCAUUUCUUAAUAUAGAUGGGUUACUAUUAAGAAGCUACGGAUGGUUAGUAAAAAACGCCAUAGGCAUCAUAGUACUGAUUCAUGGAAUUAGAAAUCACGCGAGACUGAAAUUUUUAAGACCCAAUGUAGAGGUAGUAAGCGACGAUAACGUUAUAUUGAAGGAUGAAAUUAAUUACUACCUCUAUGAAGAUAGCUGGGUAGAAUAUUUUAAUCAACAUGGGUAUUCCGUUUUUGGAUUAGAUUUACAAGGCCACGGUCUAUCAGAUGGGUUUGAGAACCUCAGAUAUAAUGUAAAAGAGUUUGACGAUUUUGCCUAUGAUUUAUUGCAAUAUAUUAGCAAAAUUCAGGAUAGCUUCAAUGGUUGUAAUGAAGAUGAUGGAGGCGAUACCCUCCCAUUCUUAGAUAACAGUCUAGGUGAAAGGAAGCCCCUCCCGGUUUACGUAGCCGGUAUAUCUCUGGGGGGAAGUAUCACGUUAAGGAUGCUACAAAUAUUGGGAAAGUCGCAAAUAGAAAAUAAAGGACUAAACAUCAGGGG
Plasmodium inui San Antonio 1 is the source of this 611-nucleotide messenger RNA. RefSeq lists its product as hypothetical. The record is from RefSeq and is a predicted model, not a curated record. Lineage: Eukaryota; Apicomplexa; Aconoidasida; Haemosporida; Plasmodiidae. Gene Ontology annotation, molecular function: lipase activity. The transcript has a single exon. Gene Ontology annotation, cellular component: membrane. The annotation marks the transcript as partial.